Messenger RNA from Scatophagus argus, 4042 nucleotides. It is a transcript of the gene mboat2a, whose product is annotated as membrane bound O-acyltransferase domain containing 2a. Gene Ontology annotation, biological process: lipid modification. The record is from RefSeq and is a predicted model, not a curated record. Lineage: Eukaryota; Metazoa; Chordata; Actinopteri; Scatophagidae. Gene Ontology annotation, molecular function: acyltransferase activity. Gene Ontology annotation, cellular component: membrane. The coding region runs from base 161 to 1690 and encodes 509 amino acids. The transcript is spliced from 13 exons.
GUGUGUACUCUCUGUUGGAUGUGUGCCGUGGAUGACAACCGUCCAGUCCGUCGCAACGGCAGCAGCAGCGGCGGCAGUGUAUUUAUCAUAGCAGCAGCCGAGGGGGAGUGAAGUGAACCGGAGGAAGGAGAGAGAAAGGAUUUAGGGACACCGAGCAAGCAUGGCUACCCAAACGACAGCAUCAUGCACUGGAUCCACUCUGUUGCGGCCAAUCAGCGAAAUUAUCAAUCUCCCUCUUGACCAGGUUAACUUUGUGGCAUGCCAACUGUUUGCUCUGCUGAUGGCUGUGUGGUUUCGGAUCUACCUCCACCCCAGUAAGACCAGUCCUUUCAUCAGACAUGUGGUGGCCACUCUGCUGGGUUUCUACUUGGCUCUCUUCUGCUUUGGCUGGUACUCCCUCCAUUUCCUGGUGCAGAGUGGCCUGUCCUACAGUGUAAUGAUCUUCGUUGGCCUGGAGCACAUGCACAAGUACUGCUUCAUCGUGACGCUUGGUUAUCUGAUAUUGUGUCAGAUUACGCGAGUCUAUGUGUUUGACUAUGGCAUGUACUCAGCAGAUUUUACAGGGCCCAUGAUGGUAAUAACACAGAAGAUUACCUGCUUGGCAUUUGAAAUACAUGAUGGUUUGUCCAAGCGAGAUGCUCAGCUGACUCCCACUCAGAAAUACCUAGCUAUCAGGCGGAUGCCUAGCUUGCUGGAGUACCUGAGCUACAACUGUAACUUCAUGGGCAUCUUGGCAGGCCCCACCUGCUCUUACAACGACUACGUGGCCUUCAUCGAAGGCACUGGUUACCAGCCACGUCAUCAGGAGAACGCCAAUGGCAAGGAGAAUGGGAAGUACAAGCAGAGUGAACCCUCACCGAAGAAUGACGUCAUCUCCAAGCUGUGCACAUGUGCCAUCUCUCUGGCCAUCUAUCUGUCGCUGUGCAAGCUGCUCCCGGUGGAGUACUCCAUAGACGAUGACUUUGUCAGCACCACACCCUUCUACCUUCAGGUCAUCUACCUUUACCUGGCCAUGCUGGCUCUGAGGCCGAAGUACUACUUUGUCUGGACACUUGCUGAUGCCAUCAACAACGCUGCUGGAUUUGGCUUCAAUGGAUACAACAAAGAUGGCUCCCCACGGUGGGACCUGAUAUCAAAUCUCAGAAUUCUGGAUAUUGAGUUUGCCACAAGUUUCAAAAGUUUCCUAGACAACUGGAACAUCCAAACAGCUCUUUGGCUCAAAAGGGUGUGCUAUGAGCGCUGUCCCUUCAACCCCACUGCUGCCACCUUCCUGUUGUCAGCCAUGUGGCACGGGGUGUACCCUGGUUACUACCUGACCUUCCUUACUGGCAUUGUCAUGACCAUGGCUGCACGUGCAGUAAGGCACAACAUCAGACCAUACUUCCUGGUCUCUGACUUGUACAAGCGCAUCUAUGAUGUCAUCACGUGGGCGUGUACUCAGAUUGCCAUUAGCUACACAGUGGCGCCGUUUGUCCUACUCGCUGUGGGACCAUCACUCAAAUUCUACAGGUCCUGGUACUUCUGCUUACACCUCCUCUGUCUCCUGGUGGUACUAGUCCUACCUGUCAAAUCAAGACGCCAUCAGGCCAAAGAGCAGCAGGACAGCCUACAGAAGGACAACCUACAGCACAGCCAGACAGACCACAACAGCACAGACAACAACUGCAACCAGAAAGACAAAGCCACAUGAAUCUCAGGAACGCAACGCACGGUCCCUUCAGCAGUAGAAACACUCGAGACGAACUAGAAACCACAGAGAGCUGGAGUGUGGCCAGUCUGUUUACCUGACAAAGAACCAAAUAUCGGACGCUCUAAAAAUCCUAACAGACAGAAAACACGAGUCAUUGUUCUGUCAAAAACUUCCAGUAGCAAGGACGACAGCAAUCACACUUCUGACAAGGAUACGAGACUGGGAUGUAACAAUGGCCAAUGGUGUAAACUAAUGGGUGAUAGUGGUUACUUUAUAGUACAUUAGUGGAAAUGAAGACUUCCAAGCUGCCUUAAACCCUCUAUGUACUGGUCGCAUGAAUGAUAAUAGUUGAAUGGCACACUGCAAGAACCUAAGUUUCACCAUUGUGGUUAUACAAAGUGCAGUAUGUGGAGGGUUUUUGUCAUUGUCUGGAUACAAGCCUCUGUUAGGUAGUAAAUGGAAAAAUGUGUUCAUGUAAAAGAAACAUAACCUUUAUCAUCAGCUGCCAAUUUCAAACAGGCCUUAGGAUCCUCAAAACAUUGUUUGAUUUCUAUGUCUUUUUUAAAAUCUUUAUCGAAGAAGAAUUCACAUUGUACGUGUUUUGUAUUUAGAUGUUUGUGACAACACUAUGUGGAAUCCAUUCUCAAUGCUUUGUUUUUCUGGGAUAAAUGGACUUUACCUGACAUAGAAAGACCCAAAGUGGAAAGUCCGCAUCCAGCAGUGGAAAGACUAAAAGAGGCACUCGAGAGCUAUUAAAUGUAUUUGCUUUUGUUUUUGUUUUUUUUUUAAUAUCUUUCAUAUCUGUUGCUCUUUUUUUUGACCAACAUGACUCUUCAGAUAAAUGUGUGCUUCAAAGGGAGUUUAUUAACCCUUCAUGAUUUAGAUUUUUUUUUUCUUAAGAGUUUCUGACUAGGGGUUCAAUGGUAUGUUUUUUUGUUUUGUUUUUUUUUCCCAUGUGUUCAUAAUUUUCACACAGAAGGUUUCCUCUGUGUUCAAAUGUCUUGCCCCUGUAAUGCAAGCAUCCAAAACUAUUCAAAAGACAAGUAAUAAAAUUGUAUAAUUUGGGAAACAAAGUAGAUUGAUCACUGUUGAACAUGUUUUAAUUAUUGGUUUUAAAACAUAAAAAAGAUUAGCAGAUUACUGUAUUUACUGAAGAACUAUUUAAUUUAUAUAGGUUUUAUAGCCAUAAUUAUGACACACCAAUUGAAUGUAAAAAAAGAAAACAAGAACAAAAAAAGUUUUUCUAAUUUGAUGCACAAUGCAUAAUUCAUAUUGUGUUCAGGUUGCAAAAUACGUAGGUGUGCAAAUUGCAUUUGUCUGAGAGGAAAUCUGGUACAGUUAUUUAUAAACAUGACAUUACAAUAUCGUACAAAGUUCAAAGACAUCGACCAGCUGUUGUGGUAAAUGGUCUUAUUUCAUAUUGUGUGCACUUAUGUUAGAAUAGGCGGUGUUUCAGGGUGCAUUUACUGUAUGGUGUAAGAGACUUGGUCCACAGCUCACCUUAAGACUUGCAAAGCAUCCAGCUCACCAUCCACCCAUGCGAUUCAUAUUUGUUUUUAUUACAUUUUUAUGGCUUUUGUCAAGAAAAUGGGGAAAAUUUGUUGCAGAUAAGGCAAACCAAAAGGCGAGUUUAAACAGUCAAAUGACACAUUUUACAUUUUAACAUUAUUUAUGUUAGAACUGAAACACUCUGUGGAUUUCAAGCCUAGAAUGUCAUAAAUACUUGGAAGUUGUGCUUCUUCUUUUUUUUUUUUUCCUAAAAAUUGUCAGUAAUUUGAGUUGAUUUGGUGCAUUUGUGUAAUGUAAAAUAACAAAGCAGCUGAGGUGAGCUUUGAAGUGUGGACCUCUUUCAUUUCUUUUUAAGAUUUUCUAACAUUUGCAUAUUCCUGCCAUGACUGUGUGUGUGUGUGUUUGUGUGUGUGUGUGUAAACCAGUAUUCAUGUGAUCCGUACAUGUCGAUGUGAUCUCAUGUGAACUAUAGUUGUAGCCUGGGCCCCGUGUAGGCGAGUGAGGCCCACUUAAGGGAAAGGGAUGUCAUUCUACAAACAUAGCGAUUAUUGCACUGCAUGGCCACCCGAACCAGCAGAUCAAUGCAAACUGCUCCAUAUGUCCAAAGUGCCAAAUCAAGAAUGGCGCAUUUUGUUUUGUGUGUACGUGAGCAUGCGUGCCUGUGUGUGUGUGCGCGCGCACGCGUGCGUGCGUGCAUCCAUGUAGUAUGUGUGUGUGCGUGCCUGUGUAACAUAAUGGUUAUUUUUGUGUCAGAAGGAAAUUUAUUGAAAGAUUUGUAUAACAGUACAUUAAAAUUCUGAUUUAUGUGGCAAAAUAAAGAGAAAUUAUUUUUAAACACUAAAA